AUGUCCCGCCUGCUGCAUGCAGAAGAGUGGGCUGAAGUGAAGGAAUUGGGGGAGCACCCACGCCACCCCCAGCCGCACCACCUCUCGCAACCGCCGCCGCCGCCGCCCCAGCCACCGGCGGCCCUGCAGGCCAGGGAGCACUCCGUCUACCCGGCCGAGCUGUCCCUCCUGGACGGCACGGACCCACGCGCCUGGCUGGCUCCCACGUUGCAGGGCAUCUGCACGGCCCGCGCCGCCCAGUACCUGCUGCAUUCCCCGGAGCUCGGUGCUUCCGAGGCCGCGGCGCCCCGGGACCAGGCGGACGGCCGGGGGGAGCUGGGAAGGAGGAGCGGCGGUGGCGGCGGCAAGAGCCCGGGGCCCGUGAAGGUGCGGGAACAGCUGUGCAAGCUGAAAGGCGGCGUGGUGGUGGACGAGCUGGGCUGCAGCCGCCAGCGCGCCCCUUCCAGCAAGCAGGUGAACGGGGUGCAGAAGCAAAGACGGCUGGCGGCCAACGCCAGGGAGCGGCGCCGGAUGCACGGGCUGAACCACGCCUUCGACCAGCUGCGCAACGUUAUCCCGUCGUUCAACAACGACAAGAAGCUGUCCAAGUACGAGACCCUGCAGAUGGCCCAGAUCUACAUCAACGCCCUGUCCGAGCUGCUGCAGACGCCCAGCGGCGGGGAGCAGCCGCCGCCGCCGCCGCCGCCGCCGCCGCCUCCGACCUCCUGCAAAAGUGACCACCACCACCUCCGCGCCGGCGCCGCCUCCUACGACAGCGGCGCGGGCUCGGCGCCGGCGGCGGGGGCCCCGCCGACCUCGGGAGGGGGCCCGCGGCCCGCCGCGCCCGGGAGUUGCCGGACUCGCUUCUCCGGCCAGGCCUCGGCGGGAGGGUACGCGGUGCCGCUGGACGCUCUGCACUUCUCCGCCUUCGAGGACAGCGCCCUGACGGCGAUGAUGGCGCCAAAGAACUUGUCGCCCUCGCUGCCCGGCGGCCUCCUGCCACCGGGGCAGGAGGAAAGUAGCAAAACUUCGCCGCGGUCGCACAGAAGCGACGGCGAGUUUUCCCCCCGCUCCCAUUACAGCGACUCGGACGAGGCGAGUUAG
Messenger RNA from Lepus europaeus (European hare), 1083 nucleotides. RefSeq names its product atonal bHLH transcription factor 1 (gene ATOH1). Gene Ontology annotation, molecular function: protein dimerization activity. The record is from RefSeq and is a predicted model, not a curated record. NCBI's taxonomy places the organism in Eukaryota, Metazoa, Chordata, Mammalia, Lagomorpha, Leporidae. The coding region runs from base 1 to 1083 and encodes 360 amino acids. The transcript has a single exon.